ACUCUUUAACGUCUGUCGCGUCGCGCCCGAAUCGCAUCAAAGCACAAUAUUUCAUUCAACAAGAACCGUGCAUUCAUCUACAUACAACAAACAAAUCUUCGCGGCUUAUCUGCCAGGUACGUUUUUUGAACAAAAGCCUAUCACAAAGAAAACAAGAAAAACGUCGAGAAAGCCUGAAGUUCAUCAUGUCGUAUCCGGGUCCCCCAGGAGUCCCUUCGGCGCACCCAUCUCUUCCGCCCCGACCACCCGCCGCCCCGGGUAGCAAACAACAACAACAGCCGAUCGGACCUCAGGCAACCUCUAGGUUCUCAUCCACCUUUUCUUCUCCCAGCACAUACUCUGCGCCGCCAGGCUACCCCGCCACCACCGCCGCCGCCGCCGGCGCAGCAGCAGCAGCAGCACCACCACCACCAUCAUACUCCAGCGCCGCGCCGGGCUACUCGGCACCACCAUCCCGCUAUGGCGCACCUCAGACGACGGCAUACUCCUCAUACUCCGCGGCGCCCACGGCCAUGCCCGUGAGGAACUCUGGCGGAUAUGGGAGGGGAGGAUACGGCGGCGGUGGCGCCGGCACGGGCGCCAGCGCGCCGACCUACUCGUCCGGGUAUAACAACUACCGACAGCCCAAUUCUCAGCCUGGUGCGGCGAGCUACGGCGCAGGACCACAGAUCAGAAAUCCGUUCCCCGUCCCGGUAGCAGCGGGAGCAGCAGCCCCGACAGCCGGGCCGGUAUCGGCGCAGAGCGAGGAGGCCGAGAUGGCCGCGCAGAUGGCACAGUGGCAGAGCGCCUACCUUCCCAGGAGCGAGACGGACCCGGCGGUGGCGGGUCCGAUCGGCCCGGACGCAACGUCUCAGUACCCGCAGCAGCAGGCACAGCAGCCGGAGCAGGCCGAGGCGGGCGCCAACGGGGACGAGCGGAAGAAGACGGUGUAUCGGACCGGGGGCGGCAAGAAAUGGGCCGACGACACGCUUGUGGAGUGGGAUCCGACGCACCUGCGGCUCUUUGUCGGUAACCUGGCGGGCGAAACGACAGACGAGUCGCUGCUCAAGGCGUUUUCGCGGUGGAAGAGCGUGCAAAAGUCCAAGGUGAUACGAGACAAGCGCACCAACAAGAGUAAAGGAUACGGGUUCGUCAGCUUCAGUGAUCCGGAUGACUUUUUCCAGGCCGCGAAGGAGAUGAACGGCAAGUACAUCCAAAGCCACCCGGUCACGUGCAGAAAGGCAAACACCGAGAUCAAGGUCACCAACGUCAAGCCGGACAAGAGGCACGGCGGGAGGAACGACAAGAGGAAGGGUAAUGGCGGAGGGGGCGGUGGAGGCGGCGGCGGCGGCGGUGGCUAUGAGCCGCGCCUUGGACCUCAUAAUCCCGGUGGCAUUGUGAAGCCUGGUCAGAAGACUAAAGGCGGACUGAAGCUAUUGGGUUAAUUGAGGGUGAGUGGCUGACGGGAUGAAUUAUGAUGGACUUUAUCUCGGUGUUAUACUGGCAGUGUAUGCGACAAGCUCACAAUUAUAGAUGCAAGGAGAUUAAACCGCUUAAUAAUUCGAUGACCUGUAAAUACCUGGACCUCUGAAUUGAUCAUUGAACAACAAAAGCUGGCAUUUUACGUCCCCCGUCUUAAAGCUCAAUUGUAAAGAC
Messenger RNA from Pyricularia oryzae 70-15, 1635 nucleotides. Its product is annotated as RNA-binding protein. Bases 186 to 1424 code for a protein of 412 amino acids. Lineage: Eukaryota; Fungi; Ascomycota; Sordariomycetes; Magnaporthales; Pyriculariaceae. The transcript has a single exon. The record is from RefSeq and is a predicted model, not a curated record. Gene Ontology annotation, molecular function: mRNA binding.